GCAACCCCAGAAUCUGCUGGUAGGGGCGAGGACAGAGGGCGCAGGAUGGGCAGAUUCUGGAAGACCCCCGGUCAACUCUCUCUUCUCGCAGCUCUGGUCCCAAGGCUGGUGCAGGCCCAACCCCUGGCCCAGCGGAAGUCGUGGCUGGUGGGGCUAGGGGCUGCGCUGGCCUUGCUCUUCCUCAUCUUUGUCCUCACCUUGGUCUAUGCCGUCUGGUGCCGGGAGUCCCAGGACAGCAGUGAAGAGAAGGAAGAGGAGACUGUGAGAAAGGAAAAGGGAGACGACGACUGGGGGCUGGAACUGGAGGAGACAGAGGGGCCUCCGAACCAUGAAGCAACGGCAAGUUCCUCCACAUGAAGUCUUCCCACUUAUCUCCUCCAGGCAGUCCUCCAGGGAUGCCCCAAUGCCUUCUCCACACCCUGUCAGCAAAGGACAUGGUCUUGAGGCCAGUAAGAUGACUCUCUGGGAUUCAGAGGUCUCAGAACCUGCCCCAAAUCCCUCUCAGAGGGCUCUCUGUGUGUUACCUAGUGGUUCUGUACCCCUUCCCAAGCUUGGUCUCCACCUGAUGAUUCUUCUUGAGCUUGGAGGGCACCCCUGGAGAAGGNCCCCCCCCCCCCCCACUGUCUCAUGUCUCUUAACCCAGUCCAUCGCAGGCAUCUUUUUACCCAGCGCCUGAUUUCUUUCCCCACCUCCCAAUUUCUGUCAGCUUUUGGAUUUCAUCGGAGAAGGCAGGUCCUCCUGUUGCCCAGGUGUAAGCUCUUCCAAGAGCUUACAAGAGUCCCAGUCCCUCUCCUGGCUGCUGUUUGCUGUCCCUGAACAUGAACUUUGAGCUGACUCAGAGCGCAGGGCUGUUUCUGGGAGAUGAGGACUUCUACCAUGUGCUGAGUUUCAGCACUUUGUCCUGCACGCUAGCACUCCCAGGGGGUGGGAUGAGGGUGCAGGGGUGGGAGUGGGUGGGCGACACAGGAUCAUUACUCCCUCUUCCUGUCCUGCACUCCUGGUGUGGAGGCUCCAUAGAGAAGGGGCUGGAGUCCCCACUCCUUUGCUGUGUAUCCCGGAGCAAGUAACUUAACCUCUCUGUGCCCAAGAGCCUAGUUCUGUAAAAGGAAAGAAUAAAUUCUUC
Messenger RNA from Odocoileus virginianus texanus, 1123 nucleotides. Lineage: Eukaryota; Metazoa; Chordata; Mammalia; Artiodactyla; Cervidae. The record is from RefSeq and is a predicted model, not a curated record.